This is a messenger RNA of Ailuropoda melanoleuca (giant panda), 4179 nucleotides long. RefSeq names its product chromosome 6 C10orf143 homolog (gene C6H10orf143). The record is from RefSeq and is a predicted model, not a curated record. The transcript is spliced from 5 exons. NCBI's taxonomy places the organism in Eukaryota, Metazoa, Chordata, Mammalia, Carnivora, Ursidae. Bases 97 to 555 code for a protein of 152 amino acids.
GCCGAAGGUAGACGGUUAACGACUGAGCCACCCAGGCGCCCCACCAGAGGUCAUUAUUGAUCGGAGAGGAAGAAAGGCUUAGAGGAGAAACCUUGGAUGAUCUUUCAGAUUGCAGUGCUGAAACUGAGUGCCCAGCUUGGGGCUGCAGUACUUCCCGGCUGUUACCCAGUGAGUUCCGUGUCUAAUUGCCUAGGAGGACAUUUUUAUGGUGUUGAGUGUUUAGAAGAUUGCGAGUCUCGCGGCAGCCUCUUCAGUUGGUUUGGCCAAGUGCAGGUGCUGUGGCAGCUCUUGGCUGGCUGCUCGGCUUUGAAACGGGCAUGCAAGAGAGUAGAAGCCGCCGGCGCAGAGUGGGGCUGCGCCCCCGCAAAGCUCAGCACCCUGGUGUCCUGGACCAGCGAGGGGCUGCCACAUGUGGGGAUCCCUCAGAACGGUGGAAGGAGCUCAGCCCAGCCUUGCCCGAGAUGUAUUGCGGGGGAGUCUGUUGGCGUGUGGUCCCUUCCCCGUGUGGUCUGUGCUGGCGGCCUUUGCAGUGACGACUGCUUCGGCCUGCCAUGAGGUCCCUGCCGUGGCGUGUGCUGCUCCAUAGAGGUACUGACAACUGCAGGGAGACCGUCUUUGUAGUGGGACAUGGUGCUCUGUCCUCCAGGGUGUCCGCCCUGCCCCUCCUGCUGCCCUGUCUGGGACUACAAGUCCAGAAGCAGCGCUGAUGGCCGACGGUCGCCGUCCAGGGACCCCCUUUCCCUCACAGAAGGUUGCUCAGCUGGGCCCGGCCUCGCCAGCACGCUUCCUUCCUCGGGUCAUCUCAGCCUGCCUGGCCCGGAGUCCAUGGCAGCCGAGGGGCAGGUGGAGACCACGCCGUCCUUCGCAGAUUCUAACCCAUUAAAUGAAGCCUGAUGGCUUAGCAAGCUGUCCAAGCAGUUGAAUGAAGCCCCGUGGUUGGAGGGGUUGCCGUAUGAGGCAAAAAACUCUAGGAAGAACAGAUUUCCCUUGUUUGCUGAGGCAGAGAUGCUGGGUUCCCGCCACCAUGCUUUCUGAGUGGUGUCUGGCCUCUGACACCACAGCUCCCCAGUGCAGGGGCCCUUCAGGGGCAUCCUCAGAGUUUAUUGGGUCGGCAUAAUGGCCCACUGCCUGUUCUUCUUCAGCUCUGUUACCCACCUGUGCUCUGCUCUGCUCUGCUCUGUAUUGUGGACACUUCUUGGCUUCUGGUUUCUGACCCUGGACGUUGGAGUGUGGGGGAGGGUGGGUUGGGAGCCAGAGCAUCUCUCCCUCUGUCCCCUCCCUCCAUGAUGCCAGCUCUGGCAGGGUUGUCCCCCAUGGUCCCAGCUCCUGCAAGGUUGUCCCCCUGUGGUCCCAGCUCCUGCAGGGACAGACUCCUGGGCUCUGGGCCAUGCGGCUGCCUCCCUUGGUCCUCCCCACCCGGGGGAGUUUGCGGCUGUCUGGGGGGGGAUAUCUGGUUGCCUUGCCCUCCCCCACGUGGCUUUUCUAUUCUUCUAUCAUUUGUUGCUUGAAGCCACCUUAAAUUCCCUGUGUGAGGUACCUGGAUUCCUCUCUGACUAGACCCUUUCGGGGUUAAUUACCUAAUGAGUGGACAAGUCCUCCUGGGGGAAAAAAGAAAAAGAUUGCUGUUUUAAACAUGGGCCUCUGGGGGUCUUUGUUGCCCACCCUCAGGUCUCCGGGUCUUGUCCAGCAAGCUCAGCGUUCGGGAGUGCGGGCAGAGCCUGCCCCAGCUCGGAGUCGCCUGGGCGGUCUGGUGAGCCUGGGCACUAGACUGAAGGAGUCAGGCCCUUUCGUAUUGCUCGCCCCCCGGUGUGUGUGUUCUGUUGCCCAGACUGAUAGUGAAUUGCCAUAUAAAGGCCAAUGUGCACAGCAUGAUGUGUUGGUUUUAUGCUCCCUGCCCCACCACAACACACACCAACAAGUUGAUUUUGGAUAGUGGACCGUCCAUUAGUGUUGAGGCUGAUACUCAGGGAGUAGUCUCAGGAAGCCUCUGUGCUCUUCACUUUUUGUUGAAACACACUGCCUGACCGUGGUGAGGAGGGCUGGGCGCAGAGAUCGAGGGCGGGGCAUCCGGGGCUUGGUCCAUGCCUGCUGACUGGUGUCCCCAUGCUGGCUGGCGUCCCUGUAGGGACAGCGGGGGCAGCCCAAGUGUGCUUAUUCUGAUUCUAAACAGAUACAUUGUUUUCCUCGCACUUUUUGUCUCCAAAUGGGCGACCUUUAAAAUAUUUGUUGUAUUUUGUAUACCUGUCUGUCUUAUUGGUGAUUGCUUCCUGCCUCUGUGGCAUCUGUAAACAAAGCCCUGAAGUAGGAACGGCCCUGAAGCUAGUGUGCAGGAGUCUGCCGUUGCCGGAGCCCGCGUCAAGGCAGGGGGGUGGCUGCACCGCUCAAGCUUAGUGGCCCAGGUGUUAAGCCGCGGACGAGGCGGAGAUGAAAAUGUAACGUUCUGACACAGAUGAAGGAAGAUCGAUGUGCAGGGGUCUGCUCUUUGUGUCCUGUUUCAGCAAUCGCUAGUUCUUGUCAGUCCUCUGUUUUUACGUCCUGAGAGGAGAAAACGCAAUCAGGUGGGAUCAAGGGAAAUUUCAUUGAUUCUUCUGUGAGAAUCAAAUUAUGCUUGUCCAUUUUCCCCAGGUUUGUCAAGGAUCCUAGAAUUCAUUGAACCCCAUCCAUUUACAGAUAAGGAGCAUUGGGUCCACUGUGGUUGGUGGGCGGGCUCCCGGCCCUCUCUGCUCCUCUUGGCCGGUCCGUGUGCUCGGCGUCAGACCGCCAGCCUCCCACUGGGGGCUGCCCCACACUGGGCCUGGCGAGCAGCUCACCCCCCGCGAGGCGCUGCAUUGAGGCUGUGGGUCUUCGCGGACGUCCCACCUGGACCCAAGCGGAGCUCCCAGGAGAAGGCGCAGGCCGAGUUACUCGGACUGGAAGACCACUGGCCAAGAGAGGAGUUGGCUGUGUCAGUACAGCCGAGUGUGAAUCCCAAAAUAGAGGCGUUUGAAUAGACUUGCUUACAAAAUCUUCAGAUUUAGCUUCUGGCGAUAAAUGCUUUCUCUAGAGUAUGGGAAUCAGGAAAAUAGUUUUGUUUUUUCUUUUUUUUUUUAAACUAUGCUAUUGAGAUAAUUUCCAGGCUCUGAAGGAACACAGAUGACUAGAAAAACGAAACGAAUGCUUCGUUCUCUAUAAAUAGAGUGAGUGAAACUCUGAGGAGAUGGUGACGUGGAUUAAAAGCACUUUAAGGAGGGGCACCUGGGUGGCACAGUGGUUAAGCGUCUGCCUUCGGCUCAGGGUGUGAUCCCGGUGUUAUGGGAUCGAGCCCCACAUCAGGGUCCUCCACUAUGAGCCUGCUUCUUCCUCUCCCACUCCCCCUGCUUGUGUUCCCUCUCUCGCUGGCUGUCUCUAUCUCUGUCGAAUAAAUAAAUAAAAUCUUAAAAAAAAAAAAAGCACUUUAAGGAGAACAUCAUUUAGCCUUGCUCGGAGCCUGCUCGGCCAUGUCACCCUUUGCUGUGGGUGGACGUGUCAGAUACGUGGUCAGUCUGUCUUGAGUGCAGACAGGACAUGGAGCGUGAUGGCCGUGACGAGGUCCUCUGUUGGGUUUGGUCCUGGAAUGGGCCAGGGAGCUAGGGGGCUGGAAUUCUAAUGCCAGAAGCAGAUGUGACUUUGAGCGGUGGAGGCGUGGCGGCCAGAAUCUGGACCCUUGCAGAAAGUUCUGAGCUGGGGAGACCUGGCUAUACCUUAAGGGGAUUAGAAAUUAAAAUACCAGGCCAUACACAGGUAUGGGCUCCAAGUUUCUUCUGUCCCAGCGGUACAAGAACCAAAAGGAAAGCAUGAACAUAAAAAUAGAUACAGACUCUUGAAGUCCUUUAAGGCCUUGGACGGUGGCAAAUGCAGAGUCAUCCUAUGGGCACACCUGCACCGUCCACGGCACACAGGAUUCAGAGCUGAGACUGCACGGAGGAUGUCACGUCAGAACAAUAUAACCGACGUAAACAGAUCUGCCUCUGCGAGGCUGCAGGUACGUCAGGAAUUAUGACAAACAGGACAAUGCAAGCCUCCAGGUUCUGAACUGCAUCCCCUGUAUGAAGUACACUGUAAAGAUAAUUUUUUUUUAAAUUUCAAAAGCAAACGAUUAAGAAGAAAUAGAGCCAGGGGCACCUGGGUGGUGCAGUGGGUUAAGCGACUGACUCUCGGUUU